Molecule: messenger RNA, 2414 nt
Organism: Diorhabda carinulata
Lineage: Eukaryota; Metazoa; Arthropoda; Insecta; Coleoptera; Chrysomelidae
Gene: Xpd
Product: general transcription and DNA repair factor IIH helicase subunit XPD
Exons: 13
Coding region: 80-2359 (759 amino acids)
Biological process (GO): transcription by RNA polymerase II; positive regulation of mitotic recombination; nucleotide-excision repair
Cellular component (GO): nucleus
Molecular function (GO): DNA helicase activity; hydrolase activity, acting on acid anhydrides, in phosphorus-containing anhydrides; ATP binding
Source: RefSeq, a predicted model, not a curated record
UGGAACAGAAUAAAGAAAGAAGAAAAUUAUAACCUAUACGUAUAAAACGCUCUUCUGUGUAUUUACAAAAAUAUAAAAAAUGAGGUUAAGCGUAGAUGGAUUAAUUGUUUAUUUUCCAUAUGACUAUAUAUAUCCAGAGCAAUAUGCUUAUAUGUCAGAAUUGAAAAAAGCUCUAGAUGCAAAGGGACAUUGUCUUCUUGAAAUGCCCUCAGGUACGGGAAAAACAGUCACUUUAUUAUCACUUGUUGUUGCCUAUAUGAUUGAAAACCCACAUCAUGUUCGGAAGUUAAUUUAUUGCUCUAGAACUGUACCUGAAAUUGAAAAAGUUAUGGAAGAAUUGAAAAAAUUGAUAGAAUAUUAUGAAAAAAUAGAUGGUGUCCAACCUAAACUAACAGGUUUAGUUUUAUCAUCAAGAAAGAACAUGUGUGUACACCCUGAAGUUAGUACCCAAAGAGAAGGUAAAAUAGUAGAUGGGAAAUGUCAUUCACUAACAGCUAGUUACAUCAGAGAUAAACAUUCAUAUGAUGAUACUGUACCUGUUUGUCAAUUUUAUGAAGAUUUCAAUAUAGAUGGCAAAGAAUCUGUUAUGCCUCACGGAGUUUACAAUUUAGAGGAUCUAAAGCAAUAUGGUAGAAAUAGAAACUGGUGUCCUUAUUUUGUGUCCAGAUUUGCAAUCACUUAUGCCAAUAUCGUAGUUUACAGCUAUCAUUAUCUAUUGGACCCAAAGAUUGCCGAUGUGGUUUCCAAAGAAUUGACAAAAGAAGCUGUUGUCAUAUUUGAUGAGGCGCAUAACAUUGAUAACGUUUGUAUAGAUUCUAUGAGUGUGAAAAUUCAAAAAAGAACUGUCGAACGAGCUACAGCUAAUAUACAGUUACUAGAAAAGACUGUGGCUGAGAUGAGAGAAGAUGACUCAAAAAAAUUACGAGAUGAAUAUCAAAGAUUAGUUCAAGGUUUAAGAGAAGCAAAUGUUGCUAGAGAAACUGAUGUUAUAUUAUCAAAUCCUGUAUUACCAGACGAAAUUUUACAAGAAGCUGUACCUGGAAAUAUAAGAAAUGCAGAGCAUUUUGUUAGUUUUCUAAAAAGAUUUGUAGAAUAUAUAAAAACUAGAUUAAGAAUACAACAUGUUGUUCAGGAAUCACCAGUGGCUUUUCUGAAGGAUGUCCAAUCAAAAGUGUGUAUAGAGCGUAAACCUCUAAGAUUUUGUGCAGAACGAUUAGCUUCAUUAUUGAGAACUUUAGAAAUUUCAGAUCUGACAGAUUUUAGUCCUAUAAUAUUAAUUACACAUUUAGCAACAUUGGUAUCAACAUAUACUAAGGGAUUUACAGUAAUCGUUGAACCAUUUGAUGACAAAACUCCAACAGUUUCAAAUCCUAUUUUAUAUGUCAGUUGUUUAGAUUCAUCAAUUGCUAUGAGACCUGUCUUUGAUAGAUUUCAAACGGUAGUUAUAACAUCAGGUACAUUGUCUCCUUUAGAUAUGUACCCAAAAAUUUUAAAUUUCCAUCCAGUUAUCAUGUCUUCAUUCACAAUGACUUUAGCUAGGCCAUGUCUACUUCCGAUGAUAGUUUCCAAAGGAAAUGAUCAAGUAGCUAUUUCUUCUAAAUUCGAAACUAGAGAUGACAAUGCUGUAAUAAGAAAUUAUGGACAACUUCUAGUAGAGAUUGCAGCUAAUGUACCAGAUGGUAUUGUAUGUUUCUUUACCUCUUAUAUGUAUUUAGAAUCAGUGGUUGCGAGUUGGUACGAUCAAGGUGUAAUAGAUAAUUUACAAAGAUAUAAAUUGUUGUUUAUUGAGACACAAGAUUCAGCCGAGACAAGUUUUGCCUUAAUGUACUACAUCAAGGCUUGUGAAUCUGGUCGAGGAGCAGUAUUACUUUCUGUAGCUAGAGGAAAAGUAUCUGAAGGAGUAGAUUUUGAUCAUCAUUUAGGUAGAGCAGUUUUAAUGUUUGGGAUACCAUAUGUCUAUACACAAUCACGAAUAUUAAAAGCAAGAUUAGAUUAUCUUAGGGAUCAAUUCCAGAUUAAAGAAAACGAUUUUCUGACAUUCGACGCGAUGAGACAUGCUGCUCAAUGUGUAGGACGAGCUAUCAGAGGAAAAACUGAUUAUGGUAUUAUGAUUUUCGCGGAUAAACGAUUUUCCAGAUCAGAUAAAAAAUCGAAAUUACCUAAAUGGAUACAAGAGCAUCUCAAAGAUUCCUACUGUAAUUUAUCUACAGAAGAAGCAGUGCAGAUCGCCAAGAGGUGGUUAAGGCAAAUGGCUCAACCAUUCACCAGAGAAGAUCAGUUAGGGGUUUCUCUUCUUACAUUAGAACAGCUAAGGGAUAUGGAAUCAAAGAAAAAAACUGAAGAGAUGAAUCAUGAAUAGUAUCAAGAUAAAAUGAUGAAAAACAAUUUUUAUAAAUUAAACUUUCUAUGAGUUU